CAAUUCUUCUUCGGACGGUGUUGAUAUGCAUUUGCAGAGUGCAUGCCAUGUAUACAGCAAAAUUAAGACAGUACCGUGUGGUUACAGUCAGGCAACUGGUGAAGUUACUAAUGGCACUCCCAUCACAAUCUGGCCACCAAUUUCUAUGAAGAAGAAUUGGAUUAAACGGGCCUCCUUGAAGCCCUGAAGGACUGGGAAUUUGACUGUGGACUAUCUGGAGCUAGUAGUACGUCGAAACAUCUCUAGUAAUAUGGCUUUGGUACGUAGCUAAAUAACACAGCCUGUUAGUGGGUGCGUGUGCUUGCACAGGUAGCUAGAUCUUGUUCUUCAAGCAUGUAUCGCAUAGCCAAUCUCCUCUUCAUCCUCAUCAUCAUACAAAGCACUUCGUUCUUCGCUAGUGGCGGCAGCUGUAUCCCGGCCGAGAGGGCUGCCUUGCUCUCCUUCAAGAAAGGCAUCACAAAUGACAGCGCCGACCUCCUCACCUCGUGGCAUGGCCAGGACUGCUGCUGGUGGAGAGGCAUCAUCUGCAACAACCAAACUGGCCAUGUCGUCGAGCUUCGCCUCCGCAAUCCUAAUUACAUGCAUGGAUAUCCAUGCGAUAGCAAUGGUUUGUUCGGCAAGAUAAGUCCCUCUCUUCUUUCCUUGAAGCAUCUAGAGCACCUGGACCUUAGCAUGAACUGCUUGCCAGGGAAAAAUGGCAGUUUUCCAGAGUUCUUGGGCUCAAUGGAGAACCUGCAAUAUCUUAACCUCUUCGGCAUACCCUUUAUAGGUCGAGUGCCUCCUCAAUUGGGUAACCUGUCCAAGUUGCAAUAUCUUUACCUCGGCAUGACUGCUGGUUACUCCAAGAUGUACUCGACGGACAUCACUUGGUUAACAAAGCUACCUUUGCUACAGAACCUUAGCAUGAGUACAGUACAGCUCUCAGGGAUAGAUAACUGGCCUCAUACUCUGAAUAUGAUUCCAUCUCUAAGGGUUAUCAGUCUUUCUGAAUGCUCACUUGAUAGUGCAAACCAAUCGCUUCUGUACUUUAAUCUCACAAAACUUGAGAAGGUUGAUCUCUCGUGGAAUAAUUUGCACCACUCAAUUGCAUCUAGUUGGUUUUGGAAAGCAAAGAGCCUGAAGUACCUCUAUCUUAUGGGCAACAGUCUAUUUGGACAGUUCCCUGAAACACUAGGAAACAUGACGUUCCUCCAAGUCCUUGAUAUUUCAAUGAAUUCUAACAAGGACAUGAUGAUGGCAAGAAACCUGAAGAAUCUUUGCAGCUUGGAAAUCCUUGACCUCUCUCGCAAUUGGAUAAAUAGAGAUAUAGCAGUGUUCAUGGAGAGGUUGCCGCAAUGCGCACGGAAAAAGUUGCAGGAACUGUAUUUAAGUUACAAUAGUUUCACGGGAACUCUGCCAAAUUUGAUAGUGAAGUUCACCAGCUUGAACGUGCUUGACCUCUCCAUGAACAACCUCAAUGGAAGCAUCCCACUGGAGAUUGGGCAUUUGGCAAGUUUAACUGACCUUGACCUUUCUGACAACCUCUUCAGUGCAAGCGUACCCUUUGAAGUUGGUGCCCUUACUAAUCUGAUGUCUUUGGAUCUAAGCAACAACAGCUUUUCUGGACCAUUACCCCCUGAAAUUGUUACCCUCGCUAAACUGACUACUUUGGACCUAAGUAUUAACUUCUUCAGUGCAAGCGUGCCUUCUGGAAUUGGUGCCCUUACUAAUCUGAUGUAUUUGGACCUAAGCAACAACAAGUUCAAUGGAAGUGUAAACACUGAAAUUGGUUCCCUUACUCAUCUCACUCGUCUGGCCCUAAGCAACAACAAGUUCAGUGGAAGUGUACCGGCUGAAAUAGGUUAUCUUAGUAAUCUGUUUUUUCUGAACCUAAGCAGCAAUAACUUUAGCGGCGUCAUCACAGAGGAACAUUUUACAGGUCUAAUAAACUUGAAGUUCAUAGACCUGUCUUUCAACAGUUUAAAGGUGAUGACGGAUUCAGAUUGGCUUCCUCCCUUCAGUUUGGAGUCUGCAUGGUUUGCAAAUUGCGAGAUGGGUCCGCUAUUUCCAUCUUGGCUUCAGUGGCAGCCAGAAAUCACCACACUUGGCAUCUCAAGCACUGCUCUAAAGGGUGACAUUCCUGAUUGGUUUUGGUCUAAAUUUUCAACAGCCACAUAUCUCGACAUCUCUAACAACCAAAUAAGUGGCAGCUUGCCAGCAGAUCUGAAGGGCAUGGCUUUUGAAAAACUCUAUCUCACUUCAAACCGGCUUACCGGACCAGUACCUUUGCUGCCGACAAAUAUCAUAGAGUUAGACAUCUCAAACAAUACCUUUUCAGGAACACUGCCAUCAGAUCUUGAAGGUCCGCGCCUCGAAAUAUUGCUUAUGUAUUCAAAUCAAAUUGUUGGCCACAUUCCAGAAUCUUUGUGCAAAUUAGGGGAGUUGCAGUAUCUGGAUAUGUCAAACAAUAUCAUCGAGGGUGAAAUUCCUCAAUGUUUUGAAAUCAAAAAAUUGCAAUUUCUUGUGCUCAGCAACAACAGUUUAUCGGGACAGUUCCCAGCAUUUUUGCAGAACAACACAGAUCUAGAGUUCUUGGAUCUGGCAUGGAAUAAGUUUUAUGGAAGAUUACCUACCUGGAUAGGAGAGUUGGAGAGUUUACGUUUUUUACUACUGAGCCACAACGCACUUUCUGAUACUAUUCCAGCCGGAAUAACUAAUCUUGGGUAUCUUCAAUGCUUGGACCUAUCAGACAACAAAUUCUCUGGUGGUAUACCUUGGCAUUUGUCAAACCUAACAUUCAUGACAAAAUUAAAAGGGGGAUUCAUGCCUAUGUUUGAUGGAGACGGAAGCACCAUCCAUUACAAGGUUUUUGUGGGUAGCGCCAUCAUGGGAUUGGGAUCGUAUUUCAGAAAAAUAGGAGCUGGUCACCUUGCAGAAAUACUGUCAGUAAUCACAAAAGGACAGCAGCUUAUGUAUGGUAGGACAAUUGCAUAUUUUGUGAGCAUCGAUUUAUCAGGCAACUCCUUAACUGGUGAAAUUCCCCCAGAUAUUACUUCCCUUGUUUUUGUAAUGAAUUUGAAUUUAUCUUCGAACCAAUUGAGUGGACAAAUUCCGAACAUGAUCGGUGCCAUGCGGUCUCUGGUAUCUCUGGAUCUCUCUAAGAACAAGCUUUCUGGUGAAAUCCCACCAAGCAUAGCAAGUGUGACAUCUUUGAGCUACUUGAACUUGUCCUACAACAAUUUGUCUGGAAGGAUACCCUCUGGUCCCCAACUUGAUAUCCUCAAUUCAGACAACCCAUCAGUUAUGUACAUUGGUAACAGUGGACUUUGUGGGCCUCCUCUUCAGAAGAAUUGUUCAGGAAAUGAUAGUCAGGUCGAGAGCAGGAAGCAAGAAUUUGAGCCGAUGACCUUUUAUUUUGGUCUUGUGCUGGGACUUGUGGCGGGGCUCUGGUUAGUGUUCUGUGCACUGUUGUUCAAGAAGACAUGGCGGAUUGCUUAUUUCCGGCUCUUCGACAAGGCGUACGACAGAAUCUAUGUCUUUGUGGUUGUCAAGUGGGCAAGCUUCACAAGGAACACGACUGCAGAAUAAGCAGUACCCAUGGUUGUGCUGCGACUGAUGACCAGGGUAAGGAAGAUCUAUGAGAAGAUGUUUUAAGCAGUAUGCCUUAUUUGUAACUCUAAAUAAAGGUGAAGAUGGUUCAUUCUUCUGAUACUGCAUGUUAGGCUUGCAUAUUGUCUAAUUUCUCUGCUGCAUGUAAUGUAAGACUUUACUAUUGUUGCGAUACAUGUAAUUCUUCUGGAUUGUAAUCAAGGGUGUGUUAUCCUAAACAAUUAAUGGGCUUUUAAAUCCCUUUGCUGCCA
This is a messenger RNA of Brachypodium distachyon (stiff brome), 3839 nucleotides long. Its product is annotated as receptor-like protein EIX2. The record is from RefSeq and is a predicted model, not a curated record. The coding region runs from base 334 to 3567 and encodes 1077 amino acids. The transcript has a single exon. NCBI's taxonomy places the organism in Eukaryota, Viridiplantae, Streptophyta, Magnoliopsida, Poales, Poaceae. Gene Ontology annotation, molecular function: protein binding.